Molecule: messenger RNA, 4249 nt
Organism: Heteronotia binoei (common prickly gecko)
Lineage: Eukaryota; Metazoa; Chordata; Lepidosauria; Squamata; Gekkonidae
Exons: 9
Coding region: 185-4249 (1354 amino acids)
Biological process (GO): regulation of transcription by RNA polymerase II
Cellular component (GO): nucleus
Molecular function (GO): RNA polymerase II transcription regulatory region sequence-specific DNA binding; DNA-binding transcription factor activity, RNA polymerase II-specific
Source: RefSeq, a predicted model, not a curated record
CCAGUAUUGCGAAGAAGAGACAAGAGCUGGGAGGAAGCUGGGACCAGGGAGGAAGCAGAGAACCAAACUGGGGAAGAAAAUAGAUGAACCUGUGACUAAGGGUGAUCAGGAAGAAACCAAGCUUGUUGAAAAUAUCCAUCAUUGUGCUUGUGGGGAGAGCUUCAGAAGUAACUUAGAUCUCCAAAUGCAUGAGAGAACACACUCUGGGGAGAAACAGGAAAAGAAUUCAGAAUGUAGGAAAAGGUUCCAUGGUGCCAGUGAACUCCGGAGCCCUGAACGAACUCGCACUGGAGAAAAACCGUUUCAGUGUUCGAUGUGUCAGAAAAGUUUCGCUAGUGGCUCCAACCUUAUUGCUCAUGAGAGAAUUCACACCGGAGAGAAACCUUUCAAGUGUUUAAAAUGUGGGAAAAUUUUCCGCCAAAAGGGAACCCUUUCAACACAUGAAAAGAUUCACAUAGGAGAGAAGCCGUAUAAAUGUUCCCAGUGUGGGAAAAGUUUCCAUCAGAAGGGAAAUCUUACAACGCAUGAAAAGAUUCAUGUGGAAGAGAAACCAUUUCAAUGCUCUAUUUGUCAGAAAAGUUUUGCAAGUGGCUCCAACUUGAUAGCACAUGAAAGAAUUCACACAGGAGAGAAACCCUAUACGUGCUCGAAAUGUGGGAAAAAUUUCCGUCAGAAGGGGACCCUUUCCACACAUGAAAAAAUUCACAUUGGGGACAAACCGUACAAGUGUUCUCAGUGUGGGAAAGGUUUCCGUAGCUCUACUGAACUUACUGUCCAUGAAAGGAUCCAUACUGGCGAGAAACCAUACAAAUGCUCAGUGUGUCAAAAAAGCUUCAGUGAUGGCUCCAAUCUCAUUACGCACCAAAGGAUUCACACGGGAAAGAAACCAUAUAAGUGUGGAUUGUGUGGAAAAUGUUUCUGCCAGAGGUCAGGCCUAAUGACACACGAGCGCGUUCACACAGGACAGAAAAGGCGCUCGGCAGGUCAAAAGGGUUCCUCCGGUAGCUCCAGUGUUGUUGUGCCUCAGAAGACAAACCCUGGAGGGGACUCAAAUACAAGCACUGAUUGUGGGGAAGCUUCUGUCAGUGCUCAGAAUGCUGAGGACAUGAAAAGCGAUGUAUCAUAUAAACUCGAAAAGCGGCCCUUUGCAGAUGUAGGGCAGGGCUCGCUUGAGGUGGUUGCUGUCUGUCAGUUGAGAGAAUCUAAAAUGGAGGGAAGCCCACCCCACUUAUGUAGCGCCAUGCCAGGACCAGAGAUGAGCAACAAACAAGCUUCCAGCUCCUCCAGCGCCACCGCUUCUAAGACGGACCCAGCGCUCAGCUCCCAUGGGCAACUACCGGAGUUCGAUCCCAACCAAUCGGAGAGGUGGGAGAGAUGGGAGAAGACGCUCAACUUCUACCUCCUCUACCACGACAUCACAAACAAGCAGAAGCAGAAACAGCUUUUGCUCAGCCUCUGCAGAGAAGACACGCUGGCGCUUGCCGAGAACCUGAUGUCGCCAAUGUGGCUGACCAAUGACGCCGCUACAUACAAGGUCAUCACAGAGAGGCUCACCGAGCAUUUCUCACCCAGGCCUACGCUAAUGGCCCGGAGACUAGAAUACCACCAGAGGGUACAGAAAGCCAGCCUCCGCGACGAGAAGCUACAGGCCAAACUGAUGAGAAACAAGAAGCUUACACUGGCGGACACCCUGAAUGAGGUGGCCGCCUACGAGAAGUCGCAUAAGGAGUGGCGUACCACUGCAACGAACCAGGUCACCAGACACAUCGCAAGGGUGUGUCUGUUAAAGUUGCAGCGCCCUGGCAGAAAACAGCGACAGAAAGAUGGCCACCACCACAAGGUCGCAUUCGUGGAGGACAUCCAGGCACUCACCAAGGCGAGGAAAAAGGUAUGCCAGCUUCCCAAGCCCUCCCCGGGCAAGUACAAGGUGACUGUGCUCAUAACGGGCAGACCCCGCCAGAUGGAAGUUACUUUGGGUGUGGGCCAGACGGGGGGCAUCAGGGUCAAACGGCUGCAGUUUGGCGUCAGCGUGGCCCCGGAGACCUUCCAGAACUUAAUGGUCUCUCUUCUUAAAGGCAUUCCUGGGGUCCAGCCAUUCUUCGAUGAUGUGCUGAUCGCCACAGCCAUGGAGGAGGAAUUCACAUCCCACCUCCGAGCACAAGCCUCGGCGUUUCAGGCGGUAAAGGACAUUCUGACUUCCAACAACUUGCUGGUGCACUUUGACAAGCGGCUGCCAGUUGUCUUGGCCUGCGAUGCGUCACCAUACGGGGUGGGGGUGGUCUUAGCUCAUGUACUGCCGGACGGCCACAAGGUCCCGGUGGCAUACUGUUCCCGAACUUUGGAAAAGCCGGAGCACAACUAUGUGCAGAUUGACAAGGAGGCUCCCAAACAUUUUAAUUGUGAGAUGGAUAACUUGAGCGUGGAGGUGGAGGUGAACAUGUCUGUAGAGGAGGGGGCAGCAAUAGUCCCACGAAUGGUGAAGGAGGAAGAGAAUCCUGAUAGUUUCAAGCUGUGGUCAGAAGUGAAUGGAGCAAAAGCCACAGGGAUUUUACAUGGAGGGGAUAUUGGGGAAUUAGAGAACCCAACUUCUUUGAACAAUAUAAAAAAGGAACCGGAGGAUGGGAUGCAGCAGCAUUGGGAGGCCCAGUGGCAAGAGUUCUUGGGGACCUUACAGGCUCCUCACUCAGGAUGGGCGAACUCCCAGAUUUCUGAGGAGGCUGAACCAUGGGAAGAUGCUAAGGUCUUUUUGACCUCCUUUGAGCAAGUUGCGUCCAUAUGCCGAUGGCCUCGUGACCAGUGGGUGGCCCUCCUCCUACCGGCUCUCAGCGGAGAGGCUGAGCAAGCUUUCAGCAGUCUCAGUGCCCGAGAGAGGGGAGACUACGGGAAGGUCAAGGCGGCCAUCUUGCAAAGAGAGGCCAUUGUGAGAGAGCGGAAGCGCCAGCAGUUCAGGCAAGUCUGCUACCAGGAAGUGGAGGGCCCAAGAGCGGUCUACGGGAGACUCCAGCAGCUUUGCCGUCAGUGGCUGAAAGCGGAAAGACACACGAAAGACGAGAUCUUGGAGCUACUGAUCCUGGAACAAUUUCUGACUGUCCUUCCCCAGGAAAUGCAGAGCUGGGUCCGGGAACGUGGUCCUGAGACCUGCGUCCAAGCGGUAGCUCUGGCAGAGGAUUUCCUGUUGAGGCAGAAAGGUGAUGUGAGACCAAAAGAACAGGUGUCUGAAUCUUUGCAGAAGGCAACUGUGAAUUCUGCUGAAACAAACCAUGUUCCACCACCAGAUCUUUGGAACCUUGACAUUAAGCCCAAGCAGGAAUGGGAAGGCGAUGAGAAGUUACUAGGUGACGAGCAUGUACGUGUGAUCCAAGUGGAUACCCUCCCUCAGGGUCAUUCUGAGCAAAUGCCAACAGGCGACCCGUUGUUGAAGAGAGGCAACCCGUUCCAGUAUUGUGGGGAAGGAACAAGUCGGGAAGGAUCAGAGAGCAUGGAGAGACCAGAACCAGGGAAGAGUGUGGAUGAAGCCAUUGCGAAAGGUAUGUUGGAUCAAGAUGAAUUCAAGAUCUGCCAAAUCAUGCACCUCUGCGACUGUGGCAAAAGCUUCAGGAGGAUCUCGGACCUUAGAAUUCACGAGAGAACACACACUGACGAGAAGCCCUUCAAGUGUUCAGAGUGUGGGAAAAGCUUCCGCCAAAAGGGCAACCUUUCGACGCAUGAAAGGAUUCACACCGGCGAGAAACCCCAUCAGUGCUCCAUAUGCCAGAAGAGUUUUGCUAGCGGCUCCAACCUCAUUGCACACGUGAAAACCCACACGGACGAGAAACCAUAUGAAUGUGCAGAAUGUGGGAAGCGAUUCCGUCAGAAGAGAAACCUGACCACCCAUGAAAAGAUUCACACCGGCGAGAGGCCAUACCAGUGCUCAAUGUGUCAGAAAAGUUUUGCUAGUGUUUCCAGCCUUAUUUCACACGAGAGAAUUCACGCCGGAGAGAAACCUUUCAAGUGCGCAAAGUGCGGGAAAAGCUUCCGCCAGAAGGGAAACCUGAGAACGCAUGAACGCAUUCACACCGGAGAGAAACCACACCAGUGCUCUGUAUGUGAGAAAAGUUUUGCUAGCGGUUCCAACCUCAUCGCACACGAGAGAAUUCACGCCGGAGAUAAACCGUAUCAGUGCUCCGUGUGUCAGAAAAGAUUUGGUUCGGGCUCCAAUCUUAUAGCUCAUCAGAGAAUUCACACUGCAGGGAAAGUUUACAAAUGUUAA